Messenger RNA from Eriocheir sinensis (Chinese mitten crab), 2754 nucleotides. RefSeq names its product bystin-like (gene bys). The record is from RefSeq and is a predicted model, not a curated record. The transcript has 10 exons. Gene Ontology annotation, cellular component: preribosome, small subunit precursor; nucleolus; cytoplasm. Gene Ontology annotation, biological process: rRNA processing. Bases 296 to 1681 code for a protein of 461 amino acids. Gene Ontology annotation, molecular function: snoRNA binding. Lineage: Eukaryota; Metazoa; Arthropoda; Malacostraca; Decapoda; Varunidae.
GACCGUCGAGGACACCAUUGAGCACCUCCUGCUGCACUGCCCACGCCACCACUCCCAGCGAGUGCUGCUCCGACACCAACUCCGCGCCCUGGACCUGCCCACGCUGCUGUCGGCGGCAGGAGUCCAUCCCUCACGGCAGGAAUCUGUCAUUCGCCUCACCUGCGCCUUCCUCAGGAAGACGGGACAGCUGACGCGCCUGUGAGGACCUCACAGGACGACACCAGGGCUCAUGUGAUUGACUAGAUCGCCGCGGCCCUAAACAACAACAACAAUAUAGGUCACUCUCCAAUCAAUCAUGGGCAAGGCGAAGAAACUGAAGAAGCUUGGCUCAAAGGUGUCACGGCCGGGCCCCCUUGGGGAUCAGCUGGCCAGGGAUGAGGUGGCCCAGCCAACAGGGCGCAAGAAGGAUCGGCCACUCAGGAAAGAUGGUGAUGAGGAGUUCGUGGAGGGCCAGAUGGGCCGCACCAUCCUGAAGCAGAGUCUGGCCCAGCUGAGGGAGGUGCAGGAGGAGGAGGCAGAAGAGGCCAUGGCAGCAUUGGAUGAUGGAGAAUUCCCUCCACUCGAGCGGCCGGCACACAGGGAGAAAAAGAGACCUGCCGUUAGUCUAAGCUCAAAGAAAAAAGGUGGCAGCGGGAGUGAUGACAGCAGUGAUGAAGAUGACGAGGAUGUGGAUGAGACCUCAGCUGCUGUGCCCCAGAACACUGAUAAGAUGGUGAAGGACUUUGAGGAUGAACUGAAACUGGCAAAGGAAGACAUGCAGAUCCUGGAUCACUUCAUGAACAAGGAUGCAGCACCCCAGAGGAAGCUCGCCGACCUCUUCAGGGACAAGAUCACAGAGAAGCAGACUGAGAUACAGUCACAUGUGGAUGCCAGCAGUGUCCAGACGGUAACAGUGUCCCCAGAGGUGCAGGAGAUGUGUGCCGAGGUGGGCAAGAUCCUGGCAAAAUACCGCAGUGGCCCCCUGCCCAAGAUGUUCAAGGUGAUCCCCAAGAUGCGCAACUGGGAGGAGCUCGUCUACCUCACAGACCCCGACAAGUGGUCAGCGGCAGCAAUGUACCAGGCAGUAAGGAUAUUCGUGAGUAACUUGAAGGAGGCAAUGGCGCAGCGCUUCUUCAACCUGGUGCUGCUGCCACGUGUGAGGGACGAUAUCUCUUACUACAAGCGGCUCAACUACCACCUCUACCAGGCUCUCUACAAGGCCAUGUUCAAGCCUGCUGCUUUCUUCAAGGGUGUCCUGCUGCCCCUCUGCAUGUCUGGAACAUGCACCCUUAGAGAAGCCAUCAUCGUGGGCUCUGUCAUCGCCAAGAUCCACAUCCCCAUCCUCCACUCAGCCGCCGCCAUCCUCAAGAUCGCGGAGAUGGACUACACUGGGCCCAACUCCAUCUUCCUCAGGAUAUUCUUUGAUAAGAAAUAUGCGCUGCCCUACAGGGUGAUCGAUGCUUGCGUUUACCAUUUUCUGAAGUUUGAGCAUGACCGGCGUGAGUUGCCCGUCCUCUGGCACCAGGCGCUACUGACCUUCGUGCAGCGCUACAAGGAGGACCUCAGCAAUGACCAGAAGCAGUCCCUCCUCGAUGUGGUCAAGUUCCACACUCACUACACCAUGACAGCGGAGAUAAGACGCGAACUGAUGAACUCCAAAUGCCGGGGAGAAGACGACACCACGAUGGCUGUUGAUGAGUAGAAGUCUGAACAUUGGGGCUUUGCACUCACCUGUAAGCUCUGAAUGUUGAACUUCACCAUUUUAUAUAUACAUUUUUAUGCAAACAUCAUUAUUACAUGUUGGGGCAGUGGUCAUGUGGGAUGAGUAGUCAGUCUUCUUGUCUGUCUAUAUAGCUAUGACAGCCUUUUAGUUCUGGAAACUGCCCACCGAGGUGACAACAUAGACCGUUUUCCUGUAUCUAACACAAACAUUGGCUGUUGUCCCCACAUACAGGCUCGGCAUUUGAGGAUGCAAGCCUAAGUUGGUAUAAUCAAUUGCAUCUCAGCUCUCAUAAUUCUUUCCAUUAACCAUAUGAUCCUUCAUUUUACCAUUGUUUCUCUUUCUCUUACUUACUUUUACUUUCUUACAGGAGCUGCCUUGCAUAGGCCUACUAGCCUCUUGCAGACUCCUUAUGUUCUAAUGUGUUUGCACAGCUUCAGUUCUCAUAAUUCUCUGCACUGUCCCUUUGAAUUGCUUUCCUAUUAUUGUUUUCUCUUGUUUUCGCAUCUUUGCACAGAACUACUGAGUCACUAAAACUUUUCUUCGUGAUUCCAUUUCUUUAUUAUUUUUUUUCCAGCUCUGCUCUUCACAUUAGCCAGGGAAGAUUUGCAUACCCAAGUUUAGAUCUUUAUUCCUAUAUUGUCUGUCCUGCAUGAUAUUCCUGAGCAUUCCCAUCUUUCUUUCCUCUGUUUAACCUUACACUAUCUCAUCAACAGUUAGUUCUUUCACUCCUAAAGCUUUAAGGACACAGGGAGGGUCACUCUUCCCUUUCUUGUCUGUAGCAUACUUCAUCAACAGUUGAGAUUCAUUUGUUAAUUAACGAAAAUGUGUGUGUGCAUGUGUAUGCGUGUUUAUUUUGUGUGUAUGUGUAUGUUAUUCUGGGUAAAGGGGAACAUUUAGAGGGAAAGAGGGAGGGAGAAUGGACUGUCAGCAAAGUUUUGGCAUUACAUAUAAGGAUCAUUGUAUGAAGUGAUAAUAAUAAGCAGAUUACAAAUAUUUAUUAAAUUUGACCCUAACAGCAUUUGUAAAGAUAUAUAAAAAAUGCUUGUGCUCAA